Molecule: messenger RNA, 904 nt
Organism: Calliphora vicina (urban bluebottle blowfly)
Lineage: Eukaryota; Metazoa; Arthropoda; Insecta; Diptera; Calliphoridae
Product: receptor-binding cancer antigen expressed on SiSo cells
Exons: 4
Coding region: 82-684 (200 amino acids)
Cellular component (GO): secretory granule
Source: RefSeq, a predicted model, not a curated record
ACAAAUGUCAACAAAUCAAUUUUUUUAUUGAUAGAAAUAAGUGAAAAUAUUAAGUUUGUUAAUAAAUUCAACAAAAUUUAAAUGGUUUUUCAACAAUUAAAAGUGCUCAUAUUGAGCAUUGUAGGUUUAUUACGACGUGCAUUAUGUUGCUUUUCCCGUAAACGUAAGCCAAGUUAUUCAGAACCCAUGACAAAUGUUGUGGUACAAUCAAAUUUGUCGUCGUCGCAAAGAACCCAAAAAUCCAUGGCAUCUGAGAGAGACUGGAACUCUUGGGAUGAUAGUCCACGUACAGUUGAAGAACACAUUGAACAAUAUCGUCAGCACAUUGCCAAACCCCCUACGCCACAAACUGAAGAACAAGAACCAGACUUUUUCAAAGAACUGACACCUGUUAUAAAACCUCAACUAAAGUAUUAUUUGGGCGAUGACUCCCAAACUAAUACCGAUUUUUCUCGCCUAGAGGCCAAAACCGAUGUGCCCAUAACAUUAAAUGCCGAAUUGGAAGAUUGGGUUGAUGAAAAUACAGGCGAUUGGGAAGAAAUGGAUACUGAGCAGGCGAAACAGUUAAUUCGUGAAAAACGUCGGGAAAUGCGUAAUAUGCGGCAAAAAAGUUCUACCAAAUCACCUCAAAUGACAAAUCAGUUACAGACCAGUGGCUUUUAUAAUACUGAAGUUACCUCCUAGUAUUGGUAUAAUUUUUAGUUAAGUUUAUUUUUUUUUUACUUUAUUACAUAUUGUUUUUACAUUGUUUUUUGAUUUCAUUCUUGUGUGCAAUUUAUUACUUUGGUUAUUUUAUGUACAGAAAAUUAAGGAAUUUGAUGAUUAUUAGAAAAAUGGAUUUGAUAUAAGUUCCCAAAUAAAGUAUUAGAAAAUACAUAUAUUGCAAUAUACAUAUUUAAAAAUA